Molecule: messenger RNA, 545 nt
Organism: Acomys russatus (golden spiny mouse)
Lineage: Eukaryota; Metazoa; Chordata; Mammalia; Rodentia; Muridae
Gene: Lsm4
Product: LSM4 homolog, U6 small nuclear RNA and mRNA degradation associated
Exons: 5
Coding region: 70-486 (138 amino acids)
Biological process (GO): nuclear-transcribed mRNA catabolic process; mRNA splicing, via spliceosome; P-body assembly
Cellular component (GO): P-body; U6 snRNP; spliceosomal tri-snRNP complex
Molecular function (GO): U6 snRNA binding
Source: RefSeq, a predicted model, not a curated record
UGGCGCGCGGCGGGCCGCCGGCGGGAGCGCGAGCGGCUGAGCAGCGGCGGAAGUGUCUCCGCUGGGAAGAUGCUCCCCUUGUCGCUGCUGAAGACAGCGCAGAAUCACCCCAUGCUGGUGGAGCUGAAGAAUGGGGAGACGUACAACGGGCACCUGGUGAGCUGUGACAACUGGAUGAACAUCAACCUGCGGGAGGUCAUCUGCACGUCCCGGGAUGGCGACAAGUUCUGGCGGAUGCCUGAGUGCUACAUCCGCGGCAGCACCAUCAAGUACCUGCGCAUCCCUGAUGAGAUCAUUGACAUGGUGCGGGAGGAGGCCGCCAAGGGCCGCGGGCGAGGGGGACCACAGCAGCAGAAGCAGCAGAAAGGCCGCGGCAUGGGCGGCGCUGGCCGAGGUGUGUUUGGUGGCCGGGGCCGUGGUGGCAUCCCGGGUGCAGGCCGAGGCCAGCCGGAAAAGAAGCCAGGGCGGCAAGCAGGCAAGCAGUGAGUGGCCGCAGCGUGGACAGAGCCCAGGACGGUGGGCAAGGCCUCUGGGCACCUUCCAGU